CUGUACUUGCUGAUUUGAAUUACCUGUUGAACAGGUGAUAGAAGAAAACAGUAAUGAGUAGCAGAUCAAGUUUGGCAAAUUAGGGUCUCCUGACAAGACAAAAUAAUUGCUCUUACACAAAGGAGGUUUACCUUUAGUGUAAAGAGAACAUUUUUUUUUAUUUUUGAUCAGAGACUUGCAGCAAGUCAGCUUGGUGUUAGCAAAACAGGAUUUGCACGAUGCAGAUAUUUCUUUUUUCUUACUCGAGUACUUUUGUUUAAAAAUGUGGAUGACUUAAUGGAAGAGUAAUAACCUUCUCAAAGUUUUAAGGACAACAAUAAAGAUUAAAAGGAGGUACAGUUAUAUAUACAAGUGGGAUGUGAGACACUGACUUUUCAUUUUUAUCUAUUGGACUUCAGACUCUGUCUGGAGAGGAAAAUUUCCUGAUUUACCUUCGCAGAGGAACUCACAUUGUGAGAGAGAGGAAAAACAUGGAAGAAUGCGCUUCUGCUUGAGUAAAUCAGAGGUUGGCUGAUUGAAUAAGAGAGUCACUGCAGCAAAUACAUAUAAUCCUGGACUUUGACACCUGGCAAUUUUUGACAUCAAGUCCAAUUAUGUCUUCUAAUAACUACACCUCAGUGGAGCCUUAGACACUGCUUCUACAGAAACAUAAAAACAUUGCAAGAUGAAUAACACCACCAACUUGAUAAUGUCCAAUAUACACAGCACAAGUGAUCCCCAAGCAUCAGUGUCAGCCAAUCAGACCAUGCAAGAUCUGCAUUCUGGAACUUUGUCUCAGACCUAUUCUAGCACAUUGCUGGAUGUUACCAGCACAGCAUCGGCAGUCACAAACUCCAACAGUACUGCAAGUCCAAUUUUUUUGACCACACCUGCUGCCCAGGGAAUCUCAGGGCUCUUUGUCUGGCUUGCACUGCUUCUCACUUGUCAUCAGAUCUACAUGCAUCUACGAAAUUACACAAUUCCAAAUGAGCAGCGCUACAUCAUCCGGAUACUUUUCAUUGUUCCCGUUUACUCCUUCGACUCCUGGCUGAGCAUCCUCUUCAUCAGUAAUGAUCAGUACUACGUAUACUUUGACUCUGUACGUGAUUGUUAUGAAGCAUUUGUCAUUUAUAAUUUUCUCAGUCUGUCGUUUGAGUAUUUGGGUGGGGAGAGUGCCAUUAUGUCAGAGAUCAGAGGAAAGCCCAUCAAAUCCAGUUGUCUGUAUGGAACAUGCUGUUUACAAGGGUUUACAUACUCCAUUGGAUUCCUACGAUUCUGCAAGCAGGCAACCCUUCAGUUCUGUGUGGUGAAACCUGUGAUGGCCAUUCUCACGAUUAUUCUACAAGCAUUCGGAAAAUACCAUGAUGGAGAUUUCAAUAUCCACAGUGGCUAUCUGUACAUCACCAUUAUCUACAACGUCUCCGUGAGUCUGGCUCUGUAUGCACUUUUCCUUUUCUACUUCGCCACAAGUAACUUGCUCCAGCCAUUUGAGCCUGUGCUCAAAUUCCUCACGAUUAAAUCUGUCAUCUUCCUCUCAUUUUGGCAAGGGAUGUUACUGGCAAUCUUGGAGAAAUGCGGAGUCAUUCCUGAAGUUCAGAUCAUUGAUGGCAAUGAGGUGGGAGCUGGAACAGUUGCUGCAGGCUAUCAGAAUUUCAUCAUCUGCAUUGAGAUGUUCUUUGCUGCCAUUGCAUUUCGAUAUGCUUUCACAGUCCAUGUUUACAGAGAAAAGAGAGAUAACAUGACAGUUACCUGUGCUCCAAUGCAGAGCAUCUCCAGUGGCCUGAAAGAGACCAUGAAUCCUAACGAUAUGGUACAAGAUGCAAUUCAUAACUUCUCUCCUGCCUACCAACAGUAUACACAACAGUCCACACAGGAUGUACAACUACCAGACACAAAAACUCCUGCAGCAGACAAACCCAGCCCCCUACGAGUCUUCAAAAAGAGUACAGACAAUGAGAAAAGCAUGCUAAUACAUUCUGAUGACUGACUGUAGCACAAUGAGGUUUGAAAAUGGGCUCCAGUGACUUGGAAGUUAAGACCCACUGACAAUCUGUGGAGUAACAGACCCUAUUUUCUGAUUUGUUGAGAGACAAGCAGCUUAUUGGAAAACUCUUAAGACAAUCAUUUUUAGACAUGACUACAUGGGUCUGGGCAUUGUUUCAAAAGUCAGUGGAUAAGGCUUUUAUGUCUGAAGCACAGCAUAAUCUGAAAUAAUUAACACUAAUGCAUCACAUUUCAAAAUGGAGUCCUUCACAACAUAGCCAUAAUAGAAUGUACUAGGAGAACGUAUGUGCCUUGAGCGCUGAUUCACUGGAGGUCAUGCCAGUCAUGGCAGCAGCAGCACCUGACACAGUUUACAUAAGAAGAAAAACUGAAUACCACUAAGUACCUCUGCAAUAACUAAUUUAUAUUACACUGCUAAUGUUGUCUUGUGUUAACACAGUUUAUAAGUUUGCCUGAAGAAUUAGAAUUGGAAUUUGAGCCAUAUACAGCACUGUUAACCUGUUCACUGUAUUAUUCUUUAGUUUGUGUGGCUUUUAAACAUUUCUUUCAGUUUCAUUACCCAGUAAUUUUUGCCUAACUAUAGAACUUCUGUGUGCUUCUUCAGUUUUCUUGUAAAUUGGCCAUAUUGAAAAUCAGAAUGCUUAUUUAAAUGUACUUCUAAUUAUGUUUGUUUUUUGAUAAAUGCAGUAUAUUUUUAUAUCAUAUCCCAAAUAUAUACUGCUUACUGUGUCUUAAUUAAAGUAUUAAAAGGCCUCAUUAUCUGAAAAGGUAAGCAGCUUAUUUUGAACUAGCUUGGCCUAUGAGAUAAGAUAAUUUGAUUUGUUCUAAUGAUAUGUAGCAUUUGCGCUGAACAGAACAUGACUAGUCACAAGGUCCUGGGCAACAUCUACAUACAUAGCAUACAAAUAAUUCAAGCACGAGCAUUAAUGUCUUUCUAGCUUGCCAAUAUACCAAAACAGUUGUUCCCAUAAUAAUUGUCUAUGCUGUUCUUAAAAAUAUCUAAAGUAGUGCUUACUUUA
Molecule: messenger RNA, 3002 nt
Organism: Protopterus annectens (West African lungfish)
Lineage: Eukaryota; Metazoa; Chordata; Ceratodontiformes; Protopteridae
Gene: TMEM184A
Product: transmembrane protein 184A
Exons: 10
Coding region: 665-1966 (433 amino acids)
Biological process (GO): transport
Cellular component (GO): early endosome membrane
Molecular function (GO): transporter activity
Source: RefSeq, a predicted model, not a curated record